Molecule: messenger RNA, 534 nt
Organism: Eubalaena glacialis (North Atlantic right whale)
Lineage: Eukaryota; Metazoa; Chordata; Mammalia; Artiodactyla; Balaenidae
Product: MHC class II transactivator-like
Exons: 3
Coding region: 1-534 (177 amino acids)
Source: RefSeq, a predicted model, not a curated record
AUGAAUCACUUCCAGACCAUCUUGAGUCAGGUCCGGAUGCUGCUCUCCAGCCAUCGGCCGAGACAAGUGCAGGCACUUUUGGACAACCUGCUGGCAGAGGAUCUUCUCUCCAGGGAGUACCACUACGCCCUGCUCCAUGAGCCUGACGGUGAGGCUCUGGCCAGGAAGAUCUCCUUGACCCUGAUGGAGAAAGGAGACCCAGACCUGGCCCCCUUGGGGUGGAUCUGGAGUGGGCUGCAGGCCCCGGCAGCCGAGAGGGACUCCGGCUACAAGGACCCUGGGGUCCUGCCCACUCAGUCCUGGGGGCCUGUCACUCCAACUCAGCAACCCCUCUCCUCACCUCCACUGCCUCUGCUGGAAUUCAGACCCCCAUCGGCUCCUGGCAGGGCACCAUGGCGCUCCUCCCUGGUCUCCAUAUACGAGGCCCUCUUGAGGAUGGCAGAUAUUGGCAGCUGGCACCAGCGUGGCUCCACUGUGGUCGCCGUUAUUUCAGAAUGUCAGCGUGUUGAAGACCCUCCAAUAGACAACUCAUAA